This is a messenger RNA of Nymphaea colorata (pocket water lily), 830 nucleotides long. RefSeq names its product nicotinamidase 2-like. The record is from RefSeq and is a predicted model, not a curated record. Lineage: Eukaryota; Viridiplantae; Streptophyta; Magnoliopsida; Nymphaeales; Nymphaeaceae. The coding region runs from base 11 to 610 and encodes 199 amino acids. The transcript has a single exon.
AUUCCCAUCAAUGGAGACCAAAGGUUCCUCCUCCCUAUCGAGAUUCGCGAUGCGCAGGAGGGACCCCGACCCCAAAUCGGCGGCUCUGCUCGUGAUCGACAUGCAGAACUACUUCGCCGCCAUGGCCGCCCCCAUCAUCCCUUCCAUCCGGGCCGCCAUCGACUGCUGCCGCUCGGCCGGCGUCCCCGUCAUCUUCACGCGCCACCGCCACCGGUCCCCCGAGGACUACGGCAUGCUGGGCGAGUGGUGGGGCGGGGACCUCAUCUUCGACGGCACGCCGGAGUCGGAGCUCAUGCCGGAGGUGGGCCGGCGGGACGGGGAGCCGGUGGUGCAGAAGCACACAUACAGCGGGUUCCAGGGGACGGGGCUGGAGGCGAUGCUGAGGGAUAUGGGGAGGUCGGAGGUGAUUGUGACGGGGGUGAUGACCAACCUGUGCUGCGAGACGACGGCUAGGGACGCCUUCCUGAAGGGAUUCAGGGUCUUCUUCUCCGCCGACGCCACCGCGACGUCGAGCCGCGAGAUGCACGAGGCCACGCUCCUGAAUCUGGGCUACGGCUUCGCCUACUUGGUCGACUGCCAGGUCCUGAAGAGGGCGCUCGCCAAGGUCUAGAAUUAGGUGUCUCUCUUGGUGGGUUGUUGUAAAUUGGGAACUUCUGGCUUGUGCUUGGCCCCUGUGUGGGCAUAGUGUUUUUCUUUGAAUAAUGAAAAAUCCAGGGUUUUCCUUCUCUGGGAUUUUCAAACAGAAAUAUUAGGAUUAUCGUUUCCUAGUUUGUUGUUGGUGCCAUACAUCUGGUACAGAACACUUAAUUAUGUUCGAUGUUGAUGAGUUA